AGAUAUUCAAUUUUUUUUGGGUAACAUGACUUUUGGGCCACCCUGUACUUUUUGAAAUAAAGUUUGAGUCAAUAAACAAAAAAAGUGAAACAUUUUGUGUAAGUAUGUCAACAUGAUACCUCUUGGUUUGCAGAAAGUUACUCUUUCUGAUUAAUUGCCUAUUUUGGAGAAAAAAUUCUGAUUUUCUUCUGAUUUUGAAAAUAAGAACUUCUGACUUUUAAGUUGUUCACUUGACAAGCCUGGUGCACACAUUUUAUUAAAAUUUCAAAUUACGAAAAAUAUAAAAAAUAAAAUAGAAAAAUAGAUGAAAAAGUAAAAGAGACAACUAACUACUAACUAGGUGACAUUCGACGAUACUUGAUAGGAAUGUUCGAUUCUGAUGCAGUAUCUGUCCCAUAGUUUCUACAAAGAAAGAAUAGUGAAUUAAUUCAGUACCAUCAAAUAAUCAAAGAGAUAAGCACAAAAAAGAAUGCUGGAAUAAUGGAAUAAAAUCCAAGGAUAUUCUCUCCAUGAGUUAUCAUCUAAACACUAUAUUAACAAAACAUACUUGACUUAUUUUUUUCAAUUAGGAGGACAACAACAACAACGACCAACAGUAUUGCGACAAGAAUUACCACAACUAGCACAAAAACCACCACCAUUAUCAGGAUCAAAACCACAAGCAUUACAACAGAUAAUAUCGCAAGGAAGACAACAAGCACGAAAAGCACGGCAAAUAGCAUCAAAACAACCACCACCAGAAUCAGUCAUUGUAUUACAUCGAGAAAUGAGUCUUGUCGAACCUAUCGGCUAUUCUUUAUUUAAUCAAUCUUCAUCGAAUACAAUCGUCAAACGUUAUACAAAAACUUAUAUCUUUGAUCGAUUGAAUAUAAUGAAUAAGAACGGAUUUAUUUCAGUCAAUGAUGUUCUUACGGCAUGGUUAACUUAA
Molecule: messenger RNA, 928 nt
Organism: Rotaria sordida
Lineage: Eukaryota; Metazoa; Rotifera; Eurotatoria; Philodinida; Philodinidae
Source: the annotation of a GenBank genome assembly